AUGGCUUCCUCCCCAGCUUGUGAGACUGAUGCGCUUCUUCAGCCAAAUACAGGCGACGAAUAUUUUGUUGAAACUAGUUGCGUUACGAUCAACGACUAUGGCUUCAAACACUACGAUGAUAGUUUCGAUCCGCAAGGGUUGGAUGUGCAACAAAAGUGGACCACCGUGCUACUUCUCGCCUUCAUGGGGUUUUGUGUAACAUUUAGUUGCCUUUCAGUAGUACCCAUUUCAGCUGAUAUCACCUCUGACCUUUCCCACAACAAUGAUAGAAGCAUGUACGCUAGCGUACUGGUCGUUACUAUCUGGGAGCUUGGUGAGGCAGCAGGGCCACUUUUUCUCGCACCAUUAUCGGAAAGCUUAGGAAGACGGCCUGUCAUAAAUGGCGCCAACAUAUUAUUCUUCCUUUUCAACAUUCUGGCGGCUCUUUCUCAAGACACAGAAACAUUCAUUUUCGCGCGAGCCCUUUCUGGCUUCGCAGUCACCUCUCAUGUCCUUAAUCCGGCAGUAGUAGGGGACAUGUUCGCUCCUGAGCGUCGAGGAUCACCCAUGAGCUUGGUAAUUCUCGCGUCAUUUAUCGGUGGUGCUAUUGGUCCCAUAUGCGGCAGUAUUAUUGCCAAAGCGUGGGGCUGGCGAUCACUUAUCGGAAUCGCUUCUGCUUUCGCCGGUACAGCCGAAGCCCUGUUCUUCGCUUUCUUCCGGGAGACGUAUCGAUUGCUGCCCCCUGUCAGUAUGAGCGAAGAUACCCGCGCGACAGAUGAUAACAGCCCUCGCCAAGUGGAGACUCGGACAGUUCUCUCUGCUUCAAUUACCAGACCCUUGUAUAUUUUUGGCUCCUCUGGUAUUCUUAUGAGCCUCUCACUCUACGGUUCUAUCGUCUUCGCUAAUUUCUACAAUGUGUUCACGACGCUUCCUGGCAUACUUGAAACAAAGUACGAUGGAAACACAGCCAAUACUGGCUUUAUCAUGCUCUUUUUUAGUGCAGGAUCGGCAGCCGGCAUUAUGAUCUCUCACGUAUCUCUUGACAGGGUCUACCACGUCAUGAAAGAGUCGCAUGGCAAUCAUGUAGGCCAACCGGAGUUUAGACUGCCCAUCGCAAUAGCAGGCUCGUUAGCAUUGCCACCCGGUAUUUUGCUAUAUGGCUGGACUUCAGAGUUUGAACUACCUCUGCAUACAAUGGCAUUCUCCCUCUUUCUGCUUGGUGCAUCUAUUAUGCUGAUCAUUUUGCCGCUGUCAGCGUAUAUCGUGGAUGCGUUCACCCUAUAUUCGGCCAGUGCAUUGACAGCAUUCGUCAUCUCGCGGUGUUUAAUGUGCACCAUGAUGCCUCUUGUAACCGCGAUUCUUAUAGAACGGUUGAACUAUGGAUACGGGUUUUCGAUUGUGGCCCUGUUGAAUAUCAUAGUGCUUCCAAUCCCGAUAAUUGUUUUUCAAUAUGGGUCACGGUGGAGGCAAGGAUCAUCCUACACGCAAGAUAUAUGA
Molecule: messenger RNA, 1476 nt
Organism: Fusarium fujikuroi IMI 58289
Lineage: Eukaryota; Fungi; Ascomycota; Sordariomycetes; Hypocreales; Nectriaceae
Product: related to multidrug resistance protein
Exons: 2
Coding region: 1-1476 (491 amino acids)
Biological process (GO): transmembrane transport
Cellular component (GO): membrane
Molecular function (GO): transmembrane transporter activity
Source: RefSeq, a predicted model, not a curated record